Molecule: messenger RNA, 4053 nt
Organism: Apis florea (little honeybee)
Lineage: Eukaryota; Metazoa; Arthropoda; Insecta; Hymenoptera; Apidae
Gene: dnc
Product: phosphodiesterase dunce
Biological process (GO): signal transduction
Molecular function (GO): 3',5'-cyclic-nucleotide phosphodiesterase activity
Source: RefSeq, a predicted model, not a curated record
CAUGCUCGCGGCGGUGGUCUGGGUUCGCAGGAGGGCAGCUUGACGACGCUCACUCAGUGCGACAGCACGCGCGACCUCGAACGGAUCAGCGCGGCUGAUCCUCGAUCGUUUCUCGCGCGGUGGAUCGUCGCUAGCGCGCGGCAAUGAGACGUUUCGUGCCCCCUGCUCCGCCUCAAGAUUCCUACGCUUUCUCUCGCCUGGGACGCGCCUCCAACGCAACGAUUUAGGAGAGGUUCUCGAGCCCUCGAGUCGACGAGGCAUCGUAUCGAAUCCAAACACGUUUGACACACGCGCGACCAACCUGGCAGAGGCGUUUCUCACUGCGAUGACUCCGGGGAUCCAGCAGGGAUCAGGAUUCCAUCAUCCCUGACCCGAAAUUGCCAGCAUCGCGAUCAGCAGCCGCCCGCCCAAUCGGUCGUCCAUCCUCGCCACUUGAAACCCUCCAUCUCGUCAAUCCUUUGCCUCUGUCGAUCCCGAAAUAAAUAUCCGUGCCUCGCCUCUAUAUAACCGACGGAUAGCUAGAAUUUCCAUUCGAAAAUGGACGACGACGACACGGAAGAGAAGCGAGAAUCCGUGACCCUGGUGAACAAGCUGUCUCACAAAGAGACGAAGACCAAAUUGCUGGUUUCAUCCUCGAGACUCGUGUCCAUGAGCUCGAAGCUCGAGACCAAGCAACGAAACUCGACGGAAAGCUCGGACACCAUGGAGUGCGCCUCUGAGAAUGAAGUGGAGAACAUACCCAAGGACGAGGAAGCGUCCGAGCCCGUGGUCACCGAUGAGAAAGGGAACAAAAUCUCCGGGGGGGAUCGCUUGGAAGAGGGUGAGACGCUGGUCACCAGUAGUCGCCAACACACCGUGACGAAGACCACCAGCCUAAAAGUGUGCGAGGAGGAGGCCAGGCAGGCCAGGUUCCCCGGGAUCAGGCUGGGCUUCUUCCAUCGAAGCCCUCAAUCCUCGUCCAGUCAGGAGGACUACGAGCCCGAGGUGAAGAGCCUGUCCAAACUGGAGAAGCAGCAGCCUCAACAGUCGCAACAGCAUCUGUUGACCGCCAGGGGUAGCAGUAGCCAGACAGCAAAGUCCAUGGAAAGUCUGAGAACGUCGAGGAACUUUCUGAGCGCGGACGAGCGCUACGUGGAUGACUCCAAGUCGUUGGAGUCGUUGUCAGAGUCUCACGUGGCCACCUCGAAAUCUCACUACAGAAGCUUUCUCACCUCGUCCAGCAGAGACGUGAGAAGGAUCGUGACCGUCGAGUCGAAAAGCAGCGACAAUCUCCACAGGGAGGAGAGCCUGAACGCCGAAGUUAGACGCGGCCUUUUCGCUAACACCGGGUUGGAGAGGAAGAUCCCUCAGAAUCUGAGCCUUCCACCUCCGUCAAAUGUGUUUUCGUUGACCAGCCCGGGUGGCAGUGACAGAAAGAUCACUAUCCUCAGCCCCCACUCGCCCCUCCAGACCACCGAAUUCCAGUUCUCGCAGACGUUGAAGACCAGGCGUAAGAAGGCCAUCGUCUUGCCGAGGUUGGUGUUGCCCAGAAGCGAAUCCGACGUGUUCUUCUCUGAUUUCGACGUGGAAAAUGGCGCCUCGACGUUGGACGGGGGUGCCGGAGGCGGUGGAGGCGCCUCGCCAAGUGCAGGCUUGGUGUUACAAACCCUGCCACAGAGGCGAGAGAGCUUCCUCUAUCGCAGUGAUAGCGACUUCGAGAUGUCGCCGAAAUCGAUGUCUCGAAACAGUUCGAUCGCCAGCGAGAGCCAUGGCGAGGACCUCAUCGUCACGCCGUUCGCGCAGAUCCUCGCCUCUCUGCGCUCGGUCAGGAACAACUUCCUGUCGCUUACUAAUGUGCCCACCAACAAAUCACGAAGGAGUAGCGGUGCACAGGGUAGCAGCACGCCGCAGCCACGGAUCUUGGCACCUGGAGAGGAAAACUACAUGAAAUUGGCGGUGGAGACGAUGGAGGAGCUGGACUGGUGCCUGGACCAACUGGAAACCAUUCAGACUCAUCGAUCCGUGUCCGACAUGGCCUCUCUGAAGUUCAAGCGUAUGCUGAACAAAGAGCUGUCCCACUUCUCAGAAUCCUCAAAAUCCGGCAACCAGAUAUCGGAAUACAUAUGCAGUACCUUCCUUGGUAAGUUUGUCAAAAUCUCGUCUAUACCGCUUUUGUAUGCUAAUAAAGGCGCUUCCUCGUCCGAUGCAGCCGGCAAGUUAAACGCGCCUAAGCUUCUCUCAGACAUCGACAAAUGGGGCAUCGAUAUCUUCAGGAUAGGCGAAUUAAGCAACAACAGACCGCUGACCUGCGUCGCCUACACAGCCUUUCAGACCCGGGAUUUGCUCAAAUCGCUGGCCAUACCACCCAAGACCUUUGUGACCUUCAUGAUGACCCUCGAGGAUCACUACGUCAAAGACAAUCCCUUCCACAAUAGCCUGCAUGCCGCCGAUGUGACCCAAUCUACCCACACUCUGCUCAACACACCCGCGCUCGAGUCUGUGUUCACGCCGUUGGAAAUCACAGCCGCUCUAUUUGCAGCCACCAUUCACGACGUGGACCAUCCCGGACUCACCAACCAGUUCCUUAUAAAUUCGAGCUCCGAGCUCGCCCUAAUGUACAAUGACGAGUCUGUUCUGGAGAACCACCACCUGGCAGUGGCGUUUAAGUUACUUCAGAAUGAAGGCUGCGACAUUUUCGUCAACAUGACGAAGAAGCAACGCCAGACACUUAGGAAGAUGGUCAUCGACAUGGUCCUAUCUACAGAUAUGUCUAAGCACAUGUCUCUGUUGGCCGACCUCAAGACUAUGGUGGAAACGAAGAAGGUGGCUGGUUCUGGCGUGCUUUUGUUAGACAAUUACACCGACCGAAUUCAGGUCCUGGAGAACCUGGUGCACUGCGCCGACCUGUCCAAUCCUACGAAACCUUUGCCACUCUAUCGACGAUGGGUGGGUCUGUUGAUGGAGGAAUUCUUCCUUCAAGGAGAUCGGGAACGGGAGCAGAACAUGGAUAUAAGCCCCAUGUGUGACAGGCACAGCGCCACUAUCGAGAAGUCGCAGGUCGGCUUCAUAGAUUAUAUCGUACAUCCUCUCUGGGAAACCUGGGCUGACCUGGUACACCCAGACGCUCAGGAUAUCCUAGAUACGUUAGAGGAGAAUCGAGACUGGUAUCAAUCUAUGAUUCCUCCGUCGCCACCGUCUGAUGAUCAACAGCAACAGCAGCAAGGGAACGAGCAGCAAUCUGAUAGAAUACACUUCCAGGUGACACUGGAAGAAGGCGACGAGACAGGUGAAACGACGGAAAUCGGGGAUACGGGUGGAGCGGCGAGAACGAUCCUACCAAGCGAGGAAGGGGGCGGUGAGACGGAUGAGAACGCAGCAGAGGCUGGGAUGUGACGGAGGCUCGCGGGUAUUUGCAGAAAGCUCCACGAGAAGGUGCAGCAGACCUGGUGGCGUGUGCGUCAGUGACAGUUAAUUCGCUGCCGCUGGCCAGGUCUCUUUGUGUCGACCUAUUGACCUUUUGGCCAAGCUCCACUCCCCGGAACGGUGGAAGAUGUCUCGUCUCGGAACGAAGGACGGAAAAAGAGAGUGAUGAAGGAGUCAGCCAGUCAAACAGAAAUGUAACUGAAUGGAACGUCUAGUCGCCGCUAGUUCAGACCUGGAAUAAAUGGGAAGGUCUUUUCUGACGCGUUUUCAUCAACAAGCGGAAAAUCAGCUCGGAGGAGAAAGUCCAGAAGAAGAAGGGCUGCCCAUUGACGCGAUCGUUCGCUCCAAAGCUGACGCGGGCCUCAGCAACGAGCGGCGAUUAUUUAAUCGCUGCGUCUCGGCUGGUUCGAGGCGUAACGAUAGCGUCUGCAAUGGACCAUCCUCGACGGACAGUGAAAGGAGCAUCGUCGUUGUUACCAUUGUCGCUUCUCUCCCACCCACUUGUUGUCGUUCGAUCGCCCCCAGAUUGGCGCGUCCCUGGCUCGAAUGGAGGGCACGAAUCUCUUCACCAAGUACCUGUAUAUUACCCAGGCGGACCUGUAAAGAUGAUCGUCUUUGCACGGUCUUCCUUAAAUUACUAUAAUAUAGAAU